AUGACAGUGAAUUGGAAAUCGGCGACGAUUUGGAGGAAUGUAGUCGCUUUUUGGAUAUUCGGUCUUUGCAACAAUUAUGGUUACGUGAUUAUGCUGAGUGCCGCUGAUGAUAUCAUUCAUAAACAACAAGGAGACGAGGAUUCGAAAAAGAACACAACGUGCAUUGCAGAUCUCGGUACACGAGCGUGCGAUGGUCGACAAUCGACUGGCGGUGUUCUCUUGGCCGAUAUCUUGCCAUCGCUCAUCGUCAAGGCGCUUGUCCCGUUCAUGUUGAGUCGAAUCCCAUACGGCUUCCGCCACGUACUCGUUAUUGGACUCCAAACUGCCUCAUAUCUCGUGGUUGCUUACUCAAAAUCGUACACAAUUUCGUUAUUGGGAGUUGUGCUGGCUUCAAUGGGUUCUGGAAUUGGUGAGACAACAUAUCUCUCAUUGUCUUCACAUUUCCCGCGAACGAUCAUCUCAGCCUGGUCAUCCGGCACAGGAGGAGCUGGGGUUGUUGGUUCUUUCGCCUAUGCUGCCCUCACUGAGCCUCAUCUCGGGAAUCUCUCGCCGAAAAGUGCGCUACUAGUGAUGUUGGUAAUCCCUGUGAUCUUCGCAGUCGCUUAUUGGAUACUUCUCGAGUUCCCGUCAACCGUUUACAGUCCCGGAUAUAAUCCGUCAACGUGGCUGAUCCCAGAGGGAUACGAAGGAGAAGAUGACAUUGAGAAAGACGGAAGUCAGGAUAAUCUGAAGAAGUUGGAAACGGAGACAAGAGUGCCGCAAAGAGUCACGAAUUUCAAGGAGAAAAUGUUCUUAAUCAAGCCUCUUCUCAAGUUGAUGAUCCCGCUCUCUGUCGUCUACUUUGCUGAGUAUUUGAUUAAUCAAGGAUUGACUCAAUUGAUCUACUUCAAUUGCUCCGAGGGUUUCCGUCUCUCGAAAAGCAGUCAAUACAGAUGGUAUCAGGUAUUGUACCAAGUGGGUGUUUUCCUUUCUCGAUCCUCGGUGAACGUGGUGGAGCUGCCGUUGCUCGUUUUGUUCUUACUACCCGUUUUGCAGCUAGCCAACGCACUUUUCUUCUUUUUCGAGGCUCGAUACGCCUUCCUACCCCAUAUCUCUAUUGCUUUCGCUCUCAUUCUAAUCGAGGGUCUUUAUGGAGGCGCGAGCUAUGUAAACACGUUCAAUUGGAUUCAUAAAAAUAUCGAGCCCAAUGUGAAAGAAUAUUCCUUAUCGAUCGCCUCAAUGUCAGACGCUUUCGGCAUCGUUUUGUCAGCUUUCACGGCAAUUGGAUUGCACAACUACAUCUGUGAUCAACUCGGU
This is a messenger RNA of Mesorhabditis belari, 1296 nucleotides long. The record is from the annotation of a GenBank genome assembly. Lineage: Eukaryota; Metazoa; Nematoda; Chromadorea; Rhabditida; Rhabditidae.